AUGGCAUGCUUCUUCAGACUGGUAUCGAAGGAUGAGUCAAUCAAUGAGAUCCAACAGGAUUUCCAGGAAUCUGCAAAGGAGCUGGCUGCUCUCCGUGGAACACUGAAAACAGUAACGGAGGAGAGGGACCUGUCGUGGCAGGAAGCAAAGCAGCUGAGAAGAAACAUCAGCAUCAUGCAGAACGAGGUUGUGUCGCUGAAGAAGAAGAUCGAAGCCCUGGACGAAGGAGGGGCAGAUCACGAUAUUGCAGGACAGCAUCGACAAGCCGUUCGACAUCAUCUGCAGCCCAAGGUCGAUGAGGGAGUUCGACAUGGCGUGAAGACGGCUGCUGUGUCACAGAUGAAGUUCGUGUUACAACUGAGACUUUCAGAUAUGACGUGCUUUUUUUUUUCUCAAAGACAGAGAGAUGCUUGUGAAUAG
Miscanthus lutarioriparius is the source of this 420-nucleotide messenger RNA. Lineage: Eukaryota; Viridiplantae; Streptophyta; Magnoliopsida; Poales; Poaceae. The record is from the annotation of a GenBank genome assembly.